Ilex paraguariensis (yerba mate) is the source of this 2032-nucleotide messenger RNA. The record is from the annotation of a GenBank genome assembly. Lineage: Eukaryota; Viridiplantae; Streptophyta; Magnoliopsida; Aquifoliales; Aquifoliaceae.
AUGUUUGAUUCACAGAAUACUAUUCUGAUGCAUGAAGACAGUAGGGGGGGUGAACAGGGACCACCCUCCCGGACAAGGGCUAGAGUCAAGAGAAAACUCGAAGAUUCAAUCUCAACUAAAACCAAACAGAAUAGAGAUCAGAGCCCAAAUUGUGAAGAUCGUUCAACCAAUAGUGGUCAACCCUCAGUUGCUUCAUUAACAUCAUCAAUGCCAGAAAAACGUGUACUUGAACUUAUCCUUGAUGUAUUGCAAAGGAGGGAUACAUAUGAAAUAUUCUCUGAACCAGUAGACCCCAGUGAGGUAGAGGAAUACUAUGAAAUCAUUAAAGAGCCUAUGGAUUUUGGCACCAUGAGGGCUAAACUUCAUGAAGGAAUAUACAGAAGUCUUGAACAAUUUGAGCAUGAUGUGUUUCUGAUACCAAGAAAUGCAAUGCAUUUUAACUCCACAGCUACCAUUUAUUUUAGACAGGCUCGUGCUAUACAUGAAUUAGCUAAGAAGGUUUUUCAUGUUCUGAAAACUGAUCCUGAAAACUUUGAAUUGGAAUUCUCGGGAACAAGACGAAGAUCUGCUAGGAGACCACUGGGUCAAGCCAAGAGAUUUAGACUUUCUACAGAUGUCCGACGUAGUAGUCUGGGCAGUAACAUUUCAUCAAAACGUCUACCAUGUCCUUUAAGUGGUCCAUCAAUCUUAAGAAGAAGUAGCCGUGCAAAUCCAGGGUUUCCUAGUGCAGUUUCUAAUGUUGACACAUCGUAUCAUAACUUGUUUUUUGGUCAUAGAGAAGGUAGAAAGUCAAGUUUUGAUGAAGCAGACCGGCGAUGCACAUAUAGACCUUGGAAGUCCUCCUUGCAUAAUGAGAACACUUCAGUUGUCUCAACAAUACUCACUGAUCCCAAAUCACCAAAACUUCAGGAUAUCAGUUACACCAAAAGCUUGAUGUCGUUCGUGAAAGACUUGGGGCCAACAGCACAAAUGAUAGCCAGAAGAAAGUUAGAAGGGUGGCGAGAAGAUGCCCCCACUUGUCAGGUGCCAAGUUCAUAUUGUUCGGAACAGGCCUCAAAGUAUCAAGUUCCUACUGCAUUUGCCCCUGUUGGAUGGCAACAGAGAACUCCAGAUAUAGCAAUCACAACUGCAUCUAAGAAAUUCCUUGACCCCCGACCUAGUUGCCAAUCCAGCCAUAAAUCAAUCAUUGAUAUCAUAGAUUUGACUGAUUCUGAAGAUGGAGAAAUGGCUAAUACAGAAGACAGAGUGGGCAAUCAUGGCACUGCAAAUAGAGAAAAUACUACUAACAAUGAAGCAUCAACUAUUAGUGGUGGGAUGAAUGUCCCUGGUGUUUCCAGAGAAAGGAAGGUUACUUGGAAUCAAAGCACUGAACUUCAGUUGGGUCCAUGUGCUUCCAGUGCUGGUAAUGGAGAUUUGCAUUCCUCAAUAAUUAGUGUUAGCGAUGCUAGCACCAAGUCUACACCGUUGACAGCUAAUUUAGCCAACUUGCCUGCCAACCUGCAUCCACUAAUUUUAGCUUCAGAGCAUUCUCAGUCAAUUGUGUCUGAAUUUAAGUUGAGAAACAAGAAUGGUUCCACAUCAUUCCCAUGGCUCUCACGAACCAGGGAGGGAAUAACUUUGAGUCAGACCAAUGGUUCCAUGCAUAGCAUGUGUUCACAUUCUCAAGCUACAGCUGCACUGGGACCAAAGAAUGAAGUCCACUUGUUGUCUCAGGCUAGCCAAUCUCUGGAAUCGGACAAGCUGAAGCCAUUAGUCUCCCAAUUCACUUUUGAUCUUCCCUUCUUAAAAUCACAACUCAGGCAGAUGAAUCUUAUGGGGCGGGAUGGAUUUUCUACGUCUGAAUUCCAGAAAAGUUUCAACUUCGAAGGACCCUCUUUUGAGAGAAUUAGUUACAAGAGAGGCUUGCACUGUACUGACCAAGCUGAACCAAGCGCUAAAUCUUUUGUUCACAAUCCAUUACGAUCUUCAAUGGAUACUGAUUUGGCCCUUCAGCUUUAAGCAGUUGCAGAAAACUCAAAGUUUUUGGUAUAAC